UUCUAUCAACCAAGCAACACAAAAAUAUCUUUUUUGUCCCACAAUUCAUUCUAGUAUAAUAUACCAAUUUAAAAAACAUGAUGAUUUCAUCUUCGGCUAGUAAAAUUCUCAUCGGCAUUCCUCUUGAUGCCAAUGUGAGUGUGGAUCUCCUUGGUUGGGCCAUUCGAGUCAUUGCUCGCCCCGGUGAUUCGAUCAUCGCAUUGCACGUUAUAGGGGCCAUGGAAAACAAGAACAAGAGACAGUCGGCCAGGAAACAGCAGAAGCAGUUUCGUCAGGUGAAAUCGUUCGUUAUAAACAUUAUGGGAGAACUUGUCGAGACCUGUCUCUCUAAUGAGGUGAAUAUGGAAGCUAGAGUGGGAGCGAGCACCAGUCCCGGUCGAGGCCUUGUAGAGGAGGCCCGGAACAUGGGUGCUGAUUAUCUAAUCAUCGGCGGCGCCCAAAGAAAAAGAUCAAACAGGUCUUCUGCAAUCUCCCACUACUGUUACACCAAUGUUCCACAAGGUUGCUCAUUCGUCAUGCUUCGUCCAACACAACAACCAAACCUUCCGGGUAGGGGUUGUUGCACUUAUAUAUUACUUUGCACAUUUUCUAAUUCUGUGAUGCAUAUCACAGAAUUUGAGCACGAAUCGAGUAGCAGCUGGUCGGAGAAGAAUUUAUCUACUGAAAAUUCGUUCUCAUCGGAAGAGAACGAGUCUCACGUGAAGUUGAAAAGGCCAUCGCCAAGAACGGUGCUCGGUAUUUGUGAGGAAGAUUUGGAUAGUGGAGAAAGCUCGGAUUCAUGUGGCGUUGCCAAAUCAUCGGUGUCCGGGAAGCCCAAGUCCCCGUUCCGGCUGAUUUCAUCGCUAUUCCGGCCAUCGUUCGAUUGGAGAGUGGCCAAGAAGAAACAGAAAGGGAAGCAUCAACCAAUGUUGAAGUGCUACACAUAUCAACAAAUUGCAACUUCUACUAAGAGUUUUCACAAUGAUAAUUUGAUAGGACAAGGAGGGUAUUCUGAAGUUUACAUGGGGAUAAUUGGGGAUGGAAGCCAUAUUGCAGUGAAGCGUUUGGCUAAGGAUAACAACAAUGCAACUAAGGAAAAAGAAUUUCUAAUGGAGUUGGGAAUUAUAGGACAUGUCAACCAUCCCAACACUGCUCAACUGCUUGGUUAUUGUAUUGAAAAUGGACUUUAUCUCAUUUUUCAAUUGUAUCCAAACGGGACACUAUCCUCCGCCCUCCACGGACAAGCAAGCAAUGGCCUAGAUUGGCCAACGAGGUAUAGAAUAGUGCUAGGGAUAGCAAAGGGACUACAUUACCUUCACAAAUGCUGCAAACAUCGCAUUAUUCAUCGAGAUAUUAAGGCCUCUAAUGUUCUUCUUGGUCCACAUAAUGAGCCACAGAUAUCUGAUUUUGGACUGGCAAAAUGGCUACCUAGCAAAUGGAGUCACCAUGCCGUGAUUCCAAUUGAGGGCACAUUUGGAUACCUUGCACCCGAAUAUUUCAUGCAUGGAAUUGUGGAUGAGAAAAUUGAUGUUUAUGCCUUUGGAAUUCUUCUUCUAGAGAUCCUAACAGGCCGACGUCCGGUCGAUGCCACCAAACAGAAUUUGCUUCUUUGGGCGAGGCCUUUGAUGGAAUCAGGAAAUUUACGAGAAUUGGCUGAUCCAAAUAUGAAAGGUAGUUUCGAUAUGGAGCAAUUGUAUAGAGUGGCUUUAACGGCGUCGUAUUGUGUGAGACAGUCUUCAAUUUGGCGACCUUCUAUGACUGAGGUGUUGCAAUUGCUAACGUAUGGUCAAGACUCAGAGGUGGGAAGAAGUAGCUGGAGAAUACCAAAAUUCACUAGUGAUGAAAUGGAUGAUUAUUCUAUGAUUUUUGGAUACAAACUUCCUUCUGAUUUAUCUUUGGAGGAUAUUUGAAUUCCAAAUAAUCUAUGAAAAUUCUUACUACUUAUUUACUAACCUUUACAUGGUUUUAACAUAUUUACUUGGCGAAGUUUGAGAACGGAGAUGAAUAAUAAUUUUUCCCUUUUCAUUUAAGAAUUGGAGUGGCUAUUUAGGAAAGGGUUGGGUGUGUUUAUUAACAAGGUUGCGAUGGAUAGACGAUGUAUUUAGGACAAGAUUAUUAUUCAUCUUGUAAUUUUUAAUUGUGUAUUUUUUCUUUUUUUUUGCACUGAUAAUUAUUGUAUUUCAUAGACAUUGUAAUGUAGAGAUGUUGUUUUUGAGAUGAAUAAGAUUCUAUUUUGUCGUCA
Salvia splendens (bonfire salvia) is the source of this 2221-nucleotide messenger RNA. Its product is annotated as probable receptor-like serine/threonine-protein kinase At5g57670. Bases 78 to 1889 code for a protein of 603 amino acids. Gene Ontology annotation, molecular function: protein kinase activity; ATP binding. NCBI's taxonomy places the organism in Eukaryota, Viridiplantae, Streptophyta, Magnoliopsida, Lamiales, Lamiaceae. The record is from RefSeq and is a predicted model, not a curated record. The transcript is spliced from 8 exons. Gene Ontology annotation, biological process: protein phosphorylation.